CACGGGUUACCAGAGCUGAGCGGGUGGAUCCGAUCGUGGAGAGAAGAGGAGAGAUGCUGCAGCGGAGUUAAUGAACUAGAGAAAGGCAGCAUUGCUUCUAACUACAGAUAGUUUGGCCACAAGACAGCAUCCCCUCAACAAGUGUGUUACGUCAGAUCCAUACAUGCACUCUGACCAUGCUGGAAGAGGAUAUUGAAGUGGCCAUCAAAGUGGUGGUGGUUGGCAAUGGUGCAGUUGGUAAAUCAAGCAUGAUUCAGCGGUACUGCAAGGGGAUUUUCACUAAGGACUACAAGAAAACCAUUGGAGUGGAUUUCCUGGAAAGACAGAUUCAAGUUAAUGAUGAGGAUGUCAGAUUAAUGUUAUGGGAUACGGCAGGCCAAGAGGAGUUUGAUGCUAUAACGAAAGCCUACUAUCGGGGUGCUCAGGCAUGCGUGCUGGUGUUCUCCACGACUGACAGAGAGUCCUUUGAGGCUAUCCCAAGCUGGAAAGAGAAGGUUGAGGCUGAAGUCGGAAAUAUCCCUACAGUCCUGGUACAGAACAAAAUUGACCUCCUGGAUGAAACUGUACUUAAAAAUGAAGAGGCAGAGGCACUAGCUAAAAAGCUGAAACUUAGGUUUUAUCGGGCUUCUGUGAAGGAGGAUCUAAAUGUCAAUGAAGUCUUCAAGUAUCUGGCCGAUAAGUACCUUCAGCGACUGAAACAGCACACCACUGAAGAAAAGGAUCAAGCCCUCACGACAAGCAAUCGCAUAGGAGUAUUUAACACAGCUGGCGGCAGUCACUCUGGCCAGAAUUCCAGCUUGAUAAACGGUGGAGCAGUUAUCAGCCUUCGGCCAAACAAGCAGAGGACCAAGAAAAGCAGAAGCUUAGGGGGCCGCUGUGGAAAACUCUAGCCUUCCAUUGCAGCACCAUGUCAAUGUGUACUGUCUGUGCAACUGUUCAGAUCAGUAAGGGUCUUUAAUUUAGAUAUUUGACACUUCAGCAGUAGGUUAUAAUUGUGGACACUGCAGUACUUGACUAUCCACGGUUCGGUUAGUGCAGAGGCUUCGGAAAACAAAUCACUCGGUCCAAAUUCGGCUGAAGGUUGUGUUAGUGUAAAAGAGGAGCCAUGCCUGGCUGUAAACGGAACACGCGAUCACUGGCACAUCCGAUUUGCUACAGCUUUGUGUGGAUUGGUUCAGAGAUAUUAGGUUUGUUUACAGGUUAGUCACCUGCUUUAUUCCGAAAAUCAAUGUGCUCAAGUUGUGCAGCGUUUCUGCAUUCGGCCAGAUCUAUGGCAUUAUCUGAAAGGAAAGCAGUAAUGAAUGCAGUGUGAUUAAUCCUUGAAAGCACUUUCUUCAAGUGAGAGAGUAGCCCAGUUACCAGGACCAAGAAUCACCAGACUGAGCUUAAAAUACUUUACUUUAGGGAAUCUACUAAAAACCCUUUUUUUUAAAAAAAAGUAAGCAUUGUAAUUAUGAAAUUAUGUUGUCAUUUGAACAGAUGUAAUGAAAACAUUGCCAUUUGUGCUUUACAUUUGUGAUUGUUAAUUGAUGGAACUAACACUAAUGACUUGUGCAAUAUUUCAGUGUUGGACGCAGUUGAAGCGAGAUAUUUUGCUACUAGGAGUAGUAUUUUUUCAUAUUCAGAUGGUUUGAGUUGAUUGUACUGUUUAGAUAGGUGUUUAAAAAAAUCGGCAUUUGAUAUUUUAAUGUUUGUAGACAUAAAUUUGCUGUUUGUACACUUAAGACAUUUUUCUAUUAAGAAUGUGUAAUCAUGUGUGUCGAUUGUUUGCAUGUAAGAUUUUUCUUCUUAAGCCUUAUUAUUCAGAACAAGAGACUUGCAUGAG
Carcharodon carcharias (great white shark) is the source of this 1825-nucleotide messenger RNA. RefSeq names its product RAB23, member RAS oncogene family (gene rab23). The transcript has 7 exons. The coding region runs from base 177 to 890 and encodes 237 amino acids. Gene Ontology annotation, molecular function: GTPase activity; GTP binding. NCBI's taxonomy places the organism in Eukaryota, Metazoa, Chordata, Chondrichthyes, Lamniformes, Lamnidae. The record is from RefSeq and is a predicted model, not a curated record.